Messenger RNA from Elaeis guineensis (African oil palm), 631 nucleotides. The record is from RefSeq and is a predicted model, not a curated record. Lineage: Eukaryota; Viridiplantae; Streptophyta; Magnoliopsida; Arecales; Arecaceae.
AACUUACAUGGUUCCCAGAAACAUAUAAAUUGCUCAUUACGAGGACAUUUGUUCAUCUCAUUCUUUGUCAUUUUGCUGGUUUGAUAAGUACGUGUCCUGUAGAAAGAGACGGGAAGAGGAUGGAGGAUAGCAUGGUUGAUAGCGAAGGAUUGGUCUCCCUUUCAAUGCUGAAGGCAGGGGAACAAGCUUUUGGAGAGCAAGAAAAGGAUGAUGAAGAGAAGCCGGAUAAGAAAGCAGAAGAAGUUGGAGAGGCUGAAGAAGAUGAUAACAAGAAAGAAGAACCCUCCAAUGGUGGGGGGCUAACAGAUCAUCUUACUUCGGGCUCGAUAGGCGCCAUUCCAGACAUAUCUCCAAGAGAAACUGAGGAGGAUCAACUCGUCACUGACUUACCUAUCUCAAAUCCAGAUGAGCCAACCCUUGCAGCUGAGGAGGUUUCCCUGCUCAUUUCCAUCAUAGAGGACUAAGAUGGCUCUGCCAAUAUCAUUUGUGAACAUAAUUCUGUAUCUUAUAAGAGUCUGUUUGUUUUCUUGGUUUUUCGUGGUUGAUGUUCUGGAACUCACGUACAAAAUUAUGGAUCUCAUCAAAUAAUUCCAUUGAAUUGAGUAUAACGGUAUGUGUGAUACUGAUAGCA